This is a messenger RNA of Oppia nitens, 4040 nucleotides long. RefSeq names its product trafficking protein particle complex subunit 10-like. Gene Ontology annotation, biological process: early endosome to Golgi transport; intra-Golgi vesicle-mediated transport. The transcript is spliced from 5 exons. Bases 133 to 3972 code for a protein of 1279 amino acids. The record is from RefSeq and is a predicted model, not a curated record. Lineage: Eukaryota; Metazoa; Arthropoda; Arachnida; Sarcoptiformes; Oppiidae. Gene Ontology annotation, cellular component: TRAPPII protein complex.
CAAUACAUUUAUAGAUAGAGAGAGACAACAAAAAAACAACAAAAAGUUUUUUGUUGUCAACAAAAUUGAUUGACAAUUGAAUUGAUCCGCAAGUGUGAAGACAUCACUGGAGGACCUAAAACAACAACAACAAUGUCUUCAGAUGACGACGACGACAACAACAAGCCGUUGAUCACCAUCUCUGGCCAACGAUCGCUGGUAUUGUCCGGCCAGUUGUCUCAGGCCAUUGUCAGGGAUCUGCCGCAAGAAGGCGUCGAAUGGCAACGAUCCUAUGGUCGAUCGUCGAAGAUUGUCUAUCUGGAGGCCAAACUGGUACCGUUUGACGACAAAUAUUUGGCCGCCGAAAUCAACGAUAUGCAACAGUUAUUGUCGCGGCCAUUGUUGUACACAUUUUGGACGGAUUGUUCCGAUUUGGAUACCUAUAAGACGCAGACACGCGACGAAGUUAGCCAAUGGUUGGCAAAGAUGACUUCACGCGGUAUUAGCGACUGGUUUAUCGUACAUUUGGACAACGGUUCGGAUAAGAAGUCCGGAGCUGUCGGCGUUAUCAACAAAACCAAACUGUUGCCAUCUAUUAAGACAUCGUCGACCGUAUUGGACAAAUUGCGUAACGAUUUCCCGCUGGUCAAAUCCAAUCCCGACCGUACUGUAUCGCUGUUGGACACCACUAUCGCCGGCGCUACGGGUAAGACCGACUCGAAGACCCAGGAAAGCUAUCAACAGUUUAUGUGUCGGCUGAGGUCACUGUUGUUGAGCUCCUAUUCGCGUCAGUUGUUGCGUUACGAAGAUUUUAUACGAACUCAACGGGAAAGCCGUAACCAACCGAACUGGAAUUUCUUUCACUUCUUCGGCCUACAGGAACAGUUGGCUUUUGCCUUUGAAAUGUUAAGUCUUUACGACGAAGCACUCGUCCAGUACGACGAAUUGGAUGCACUGUUCUCACAGUUUGUUAUCAACUCAAACUCGGGACCAAUACCCGAAUGGCUGACCCGGUUGUCGACCAACUACGAUAUCUGGCACGGACUCUGUCUAUCGGCAUCGGUAUCCAAAUCGUUGCGCCGACAGUUCUUUACCACCACUGCCACCGUCGAUGGCAACGAUACAACCACCACCACUACCACCUCCACACACAACAAGACACUGAUCGAACUGCGCAACUAUCUGUUUGCCCGACAAUCCGAACUACUGUUACUAUUGAACAAACCAUGGGAGUUGGCCUCCAGGGCCCUGCCGUUCCUGCAAAACUGUUUCAACGAACUAAACAUAUUGGAGAUUACGAUGACACCGGGCGGUAUGGCCUGUUGGGUGUUUCUCAGUGCACUGGAAAUACUACACAAAUGCGAACGCUAUAGCGAUUCAUCGCAAAUGGAGUCCUAUUUGAGGCAUACGGUCGGCCUGUGGUCGUACGCCAGGAAUAAGUUAGCCGAAUUGGGAACGUUAUGCGGCCUAAUGCCCGGCCAGACAAUGACGUCCGAACAUUUGCACCGUGUGGUCAACUUGAUUGCCGGUAUGGGUGACGAUCCGCGACUAGGAGAAGUACCGCCCAGUCCACAGGAACGACUGAAAGAGGCACUUUCAGGCCAGGAGUCGUUUCUCAAACACUAUAUGGAAAUAUCGGAGCUAACAAUGGGUACCUAUAAACACAUCGGACGCAUGCGAUUUGCCCGACUAAUUGGCAAAGAGUUGGCCGAACUUUAUAUCAAAAUGGGUAAACCACAGAAAGCUAUGUCUUUUCUGCUCGACUUAGAGAAAGUCUAUGUCCGAGAAAAAUGGCCGCACCUGUUGAACGAAAUACGUGUGCUAUUGUUGAAGUGCUACGAAAUGGUUGGCGACUCACGCCGUGUCUUCAAAGUCCAGUGCCAGUUGGCCGCCAACGAACUGAUUGCCGGCGACCAGCGGCUAAACUAUUGUCUGGAAAGCGAACGACUGUUGAAGACACUGCAACACCAGCCGAACAAUAAUACUAAUACCGGUACUAAUAAUAAUCAUAAUAGACAUAACAGUGAUCUGUCAAUGAUGUCAUCGUCAUCAUCAUCAUCAGCGGUGGGGCCGAUAUGUAUAGCAAUGGACGAACUAUUUGAGGUACAAUCGAUGCGAUUGUUGGCUCUCGACGGUCACUAUACGGUCGCCAAUCGGCGUCUGGAGCUAUCACUCGAGCUCAUCAAUAACUUUCCCAAAGAUAUUCAUUGUGAUAAAGUAGUGAUUACGUUGAUCUAUGAAGACUUGUCGUCUAACAUGACUACUACGGCUAACAAACAUAGGUCGACAACGAUCACCGGCGGCGGGUGUCCACACAUGGAUGAGAUUAUAGAUGUCAAGUCACGAAACAAUUUACUCAAAGCGACCGCCAAUCUUAAACCAGAGGUCGAAACGUUUCACACGAGUAUUUCGGUGGGCGUUAAGUGCAAUAAUACCGGAAAACUGUUGAUCCGGCGCAGCGAUAGUCACGGUUUUGUAUUGCAGGACAAGGAACCAAUGGUUCCCGAAUAUACAGACGCAUUUGUGGCCACCGAUGUACUACUGAGACCCGGUGUCAACGAUAUUCGACUGAAGUAUUCGACAAAAAUGACCGGAACUUUUCAAUUGGAUCAGAUUGUACUCAAUUGGGACGCCAAUGCCAGCAUUGUCGGGACCGAUGUCCGACAUCAUCACCAAUGUUUUUCGGUGAUUACCGAAGCACCGACAUUGAAGGUACUCCAGUUGACAACACUGGAUGGACUGACCAGCGAUAUACUGUGCGGUGUCGAGCAGUCCAUUGAAUUGCAACUGAACUGCGGUAGCAGUAGUUUUCCGGCCCGAACACCGUUGACCAUCCGGGCAUCGCAUGGCCUACGGCUACGACUGGAAACCGAUGUGACGGCCGACGAUUUACGUGAUGAAGUGACGUUUGUAUUGCCGGCAACGUUGGAACCGUUUCAGAAAUACGAAAUACCGUUGAUAAUCAAAUCACAACUAUUACCACAAAAAGACGAUAAUUCUGUUCGUCACGAGCUAACCAUGAGUUGGCCGGCGUUGUCGGUAAACAAUAUCAACAACAGUCCUGUCGGCACCAAUAGUAGAUCACCAUCAGUACCGACCAUACGAUUAGUGAACGUCCAGUUUCAUCUGAUGCCGCCGUUUAUUGUCACUCAUCGACUGCAUACGUGCGAGUGUCGAAAGUUUGUCGAAAUUAUUGUCCAAUGUGUGUCCAAACGGCCGAUUGUUGUGUCCGAACCCCGGUUGACUGUUCCCAACGAUUUUGCCGAUAACGAUCGCUUACAUUUGAUAGCCUAUGUGCCAAAAAACGACUCGUGUGUUGUACACCACACCCAAACCGUACACUACGUUUGGGAAUUGGUUGGCCAGAAUCCACUCGAUCGGACACUAGUAGUGGCCAACAAAUUGCUAUUCAAAUUACAAUACAAACUUUUUGACGAUCCGCUGGCCGUCAAUUGGCAACAGUUUAUGUUUGAUCUGAAAUUUCUAACCAAUUAUCAUACACUGUACACCAUUGCGGCCAAUAUUGAACCGCAAAACGGUACCGAAUUUUGUCGGGCUGGUGCACUGUGUCAUUUGAAUGUGGCCAUCAGCCGACUUCAGGCUACCGACGAUCACAAGUCAAUUAUGUACGAAAUAGUGUCCGACCAGACCCUGUGGAAUGUUUGCGGCAAAACAGCCGGUGUUGUCACCAUUGACGGUCCGCAAGACAAAUACGAGGUUCGGUUCGAUGUGAUGCCACUUAUCAGCGGUUUUCUACCCUAUCCUACAGUCAGGCUAUCGAAAUACAUUAACCGUAACACUGAUAGCAACAAUGUGGCCACAGCAACGGCACCGGUAGUGCAGCCGCCGCCGCCCCCACCCGACCAACUCAUGAACGGUAUCGGUGAGGCCAAACUGGUGGCCUUCGAUGUCGGACAGGUCUACAAUUGGAGUCGGGCUACACAAGUGCAUGUAUUGCCAUCAUCUGGUCUGAUCGUACCAGAGGUUCAAUAAUACUAGUAGUAGUUGUUGUAGUAGUAAUCAAACAAACCUACGGUGCUAUUAUCUAACCGCACAUUUCU